CAGUGCACAGUAGACUAUAGAAUGACUCUCCGGCAAGACAACGUUUGUAAAAAAUAAUUUCAAGUGUGCAAUCUGUGGAUGUUCGUCUCAUGUAAGAGAGUAUCCGUAGGCUGUUGGCAGAUAUGGGGCUCUAAUUCCGCACCAGCCUGGACGAAGAGGACUCACAACAUCACCAAACCAGCACCAGAUAAACACUCGUGGACUCUCACCACUGAUAAGAGGGUUAUUUUAUGGUAGUUUCAGUAUCAGGAUGUCCACAUCUGUCGAUAUUCACGCGCAGCUGGCGUCUAUUGUCGAGCGGUUCGCCAAAUGUGCGCUACUGGAGAUGAGUCGAGCUGUGGAUCAGGAGAUCAACCGCAGACAGAUGGAGGUCGAGACUCUGAUGGUCAAACUCCAGUUUACUGAGAGCGAACUCCGAACAGCCCGAAAGAACCAACCGAACCUGCGAUCAGUGGGAACACAAGCCAAUGACACUGAACAGAGAGAGAUAAACCUGGACCAUGUGAAGUUGAGUGAAAAUCAUGAAGGAUACACAGAAACACACACUGAUAAUUCUUUGCAGACUUUCACAUUCAACGCAGAUGGAGUCAAAUCCAUUCAAAUCAAAGAGGAACACAUGGAGGAACAACAGUGGGACAGUGGACAGAGUCCAGAGAUGGAAGAUCAGGAUAGUUUCAGCGCUGGAAUAAUAGGUACCGCUGGAGAGGGUGGUGAUUUCAUCCUUACAAACAAAAUAAAACCCAGUGGUGUAUGGAAUUCCCCUGUUUCUGAGGAUUUUCUUGUAAACUCAGAAGCUCACAGUCUGGACGCUUGUCCUUACGCAAAUUCCACAGGCGUAUCUCCAAACCAAAGAGAAGAUCCAAGCAUACAGCAUCACAUUGAAGAUGCAUACGGAACGGCAGAGUUCUCCCAGCAUUCUGCGAACCACAUCGUUCCCCCAGCGGCCGAUCACAGAGGCGACAGUGCGGCAGAGAGAAGCUCACGCUGCCCUCAGUGUGGAAAGACGUUCACAACACGCUUCUACCUGAAGAUCCACCAAAGAAUCCACACUGGAGAGAGACCGUACACCUGCCCUCAGUGCGGCAAAGGCUUCUACUGCAACUCGCACCUGAUAUCACACCACCGCUCACACACCGGAGAGAAACCGUAUAGUUGUGAAGAAUGCGGCAAGUCCUACUCUCAUUUAAACUCCCUCAAACUGCACCAGCGAAGCCACACUGAAGAGGAGACGUACGGGUAUUGGUACAUUUUGAUAACUUUGGAUUUCUGUAUGGGAGGCUUUUAUUUUGGCAGAUGUUCCACCAAAUAUCCGCCCUGUUCUGAGCAUGCGCAUAGAAGAAGCAAUGGUCGUUUUUUAGUUUUUCUAUACAUGAAUGUAAAUAAAGAGUGUUUGGACAAAACGAUGUUACAGAGUCAGAUCUCCGCGAUCAUGGACGUGCUGGCGAAAGCGGCGGUGGCGGAGAUCAGUCAACUGCUGCAGGAGGAUUCUGCUGCUCUUCAUCAGGAGAUCCAGAGGAGAAACGAGGAGAUCCAGGGACUGAAGACUCGACUGCUCCUCACGGAGACUAAACUACAGAGAGUCACUGCGAACAGAUGCUCAAUCGGCGUUCAGGUGGAGAUGAUGAUGAUGGACACGAGUGUGAUGGCAGAUUUUGAAGAAUCGCACCAGGUAAAGGCCAUCGCAACUAGUCCAGUAAAGGAGAUCUCUGAGGAGAAACCGCUUUUUUCACAGACACAGGAGAUAAAUGUGCUCCAUCUGAAACGAGAGGAGACAACAGCACCCUUCAAACCCUCACAAGAGACGUCCCGAGCUCAGCAGAGCACCGCAGAGGAUGAAGAGUUCAGUGGACUGGAGCUUGAGAUGAAGAUCGAACAGGUGGAAGAACUUGUUGAUCAGAAACUGAAUCAAGUUCAAGCCGAGCACAGGAGCGAAGUGCAAAACCACUGUGGAAUAGAUGAUGGAGACUCUCAUGUAUGGUUGUCAGGAGGCGAUCCAGGCAAAGCGUUUGACGAUCCAGAGAGUCUUAUUGAUCCAGAGCAACAUUCCCAGAGUUUUACAGAUCCGUAUGUCUCGCAGGUGUUGAUGGAAGAGCCAAUGAGCUCUCAGUCGACGUCCGGUUUAUUCGGUUCUGGUGUUGUGCUGGAAAACGUGAGCUUUAAUGCAGCUCAAAAUAAAGACAUUGAAUACGGCUUGAAUCUUCUAAACGCUCCACGACAGAAUUCCCAUCAACCUUUACCCAGCGUAUCAGACUCAACAGCGUUCAGCCGACAUCUGCCUUUGAAUUCCUCCUCAAGUGUGCCUAAAACAACCACACAGAGUGUAUUUAUAGACCUUCCGCGACACAGCGCGAGGCCAAAACCGUUCCGAUGUGAAGAAUGUGGCAAACGCUUCACACAGAAAACACGACUGAUAACGCACAGGCGGAUACACACGGGCGAAAAACCCUUCCGUUGUCAGCUGUGUGGUAAGAUGUUCUCGCGACAGGACAGCUGUCUCAGACACGUACGUCUGCACAGAGAUGGCUUUUAUUUUGGCAGAUGUUCCACCAAAUAUCCGCCAUGUUCUGAGCAUGCGCAGAGAAGAAGCAAUGGUCGUUUUUUAGUUUUUCUAUACAUGAAUGUAAAUAAAGAGUGUUUGGACAAAACGAUGUUACAGAGUCAGAUCUCCGCGAUCAUGGACGUGCUGGCGAAAGCGGCGGUGGCGGAGAUCAGUCAACUGCUGCAGGAGGAUUCUGCUGCUCUUCAUCAGGAGAUCCAGAGGAGAAACGAGGAGAUCCAGGGACUGAAGACUCGACUGCUCCUCACGGAGACUAAACUACAGAGAGUCACUGCGAACAGAUGCUCCAUCGGCGUUCAGGUGGAGAUGAUGAUGAUGGACACGAGUGUGAUGGCAGAUUUUGAAGAAUCGCACCAGGUAAAGGCCAUCGCAACUAGUCCAGUAAAGGAGAUCUCUGAGGAGAAACCGCUUUUUUCACAGACACAGGAGAUAAAUGUGCUCCAUCUGAAACGAGAGGAGACAACAGCACCCUUCAAACCCUCACAAGAGAUGUCCCGAGCUCAGCAGAGCACCGCAGAGGAUGAAGAGUUCAGUGGACUGGAGCUUGAGAUGAAGAUCGAACAGGUGGAAGAACUUGUUGAUCAGAAACUGAAUCAAGUUCAAGCCGAGCACAGGAGCGAAGUGCAAAACCACUGUGGAAUAGAUGAUGGAGACUCUCAUGUAUGGUUGUCAGGAGGCGAUCCAGGCAAAGCGUUUGACGAUCCAGAGAGUCUUAUUGAUCCAGAGCAACAUUCCCAGAGUUUUACAGAUCCGUAUGUCUCGCAGGUGUUGUCGGAAGAGCCAAUGAGCUCUCAGUCGACGUCCGGUUUAUUCGGUUCUGGUGUUGUGCUGGAAAACGUGAGCUUUAAUGCAGCUCAAAAUAAAGACAUUGAAUACGGCUUGAAUCUUCUAAACGCUCCACGACAGAAUUCCCAUCAACCUUUACCCAGCGUAUCAGACUCAACAGCGUUCAGCCGACAUCUGCCUUUGAAUUCCUCCUCAAGUGUGCCUAAAACAACCACACAGAGUGUAUUUAUAGACCAUCCGCGACACAGCGCGAGGCCAAAACCGUUCCGAUGUGAGGAAUGUGGCAAACGCUUCACGCAGAGAACGCGACUGAUAACGCACAGGCGGAUACACACGGGCGAAAAACCCUUCCGUUGUCAGCUGUGUGGUAAGAUGUUCUCGCGACAGGAUAACUGUCUCAGACAUGUACGUCUGCACAGCGGAAAGAGAUGGUAAACGUGCACACAGAGACGACAACAAAAAACUCUGUUAACGUUCUUAGAAGUGUAACUGUAUUGUGUACAUUGUAUGUUACAUUUUAUCCCUUAAAAAGGAAUAGUUCACCCAUAAAUGAAAAUUCGGUCAUCAUUUACUUACCCUUUUGUCGGUCUUCUGUGGAACUCAAAAAAUGUUUAGCAGAAUGUUCAUGCUGUUCUUUUCCAUACAACGACUUUGAAGGGGGACGGAUGUUGUCAAGCUCCAAAAACACACAAUAAAACUACACUGGUGUGAAGGUAAGUAAAUGAUGACAGAAUUUAAACUUUUGGGUGAACUAUCCCUUGAAGUGUUUAUAUGUGUGUAGCACGGAGGAGGGCGGGGCCGGAAUGACACACGCCCAGACCCCAAUCAGCCUGAUGCGGUGAGCGAGGGAUAAAGGUG
Messenger RNA from Myxocyprinus asiaticus (Chinese sucker), 4201 nucleotides. RefSeq lists its product as uncharacterized. The transcript is spliced from 10 exons. The record is from RefSeq and is a predicted model, not a curated record. NCBI's taxonomy places the organism in Eukaryota, Metazoa, Chordata, Actinopteri, Cypriniformes, Catostomidae. The coding region runs from base 251 to 3778 and encodes 1175 amino acids.